AUGGGUGAAUAUCAGCACCUCAAAAUUCCACUUGAACGCAUACAACAGGCCACCAACAACUUUGGUGACACUCACUUUCUUGCGGAAGGUGGAUUUGGGAAGGUGUAUAGGGGAGAACUCAUCCGAUCCAACGGUCCAACCAUGGCUGCUGUAAAGCGCUUGACUCCUUCAAAUCAUGGGGAUGCUGAUUUUUGGAGAGAGAUCAUGUUGCUUUCGGAAUAUAAACAUGACAAUAUCAUCUCACUCCUCGGUUUCUGCUAUCAACAUAAGGAAAGAAUCCUUGUGUACGAGUAUGCACCAAAGAAAAGCCUCGACAAUCAUUUACGUGACCCCAAGUUCACGUGGGUUCAACGUCUCAAGAUAUGUCUUGGAGCUGCACGUGGCUUGGAAUACCUUCACAAUCCCAGAGAAGGCCAACAAAGAGUUCUACAUCGCGAUAUCAAAAGCGCCAACAUCUUAUUGGACGAAAAUUGGAAUGCGAAAAUUGCAGAUUUUGGGUUUUCCAAAUAUGGCCCAGCUAAUCAAAAACACUCUAUGCUUAUCACUGAACCCAAAGGCACUCUUGGGUAUUGUGAUCCUGUGUUUCUAGAGACAACGUUUUACGUAAAAGAAUCCGAUGUAUACUCAUUCGGAGUGGUACUAUUUGAAGUUUUGUGCUCAAGGCUUUGUCUUGAUUAUAGUUAUGAUGAUAUGCGAAGAUCCCUACCUGCAUUCGUUAAGAACUCUUCUAAAGAGAAAAUCAGGGAUACGAUUAUCGAUGUUAAUCUACUGCAACAAAUUGAAGAAAACUCUUUUGAUACCUUCGUAACACUCGCGCUUAAAUGUUUGGAAAGAGAGCAGAAAAAACGUCCAUCUAUGGAGUUGAUCGUGAAAAAGAUUGAAACUGCACUCCAAUAUCAGGAACAAAGAAACGUCGUUUUUGCAAAUAAUGUGAACUUCGCAUCAUCAUCUUCAACACUAUAUGCAGUAAAAGAAAAUCCAAAUCUACUUCCUCAAAAGAAACAAGCUGGGAGAAAUGUUGAGAGGUUCCCGACCUUUGCUUACUCCGCUGUGAAGGAACUGAAGAUCGGAAAAGGAGCACUGGAAUGCGUCGUUUGUCUUAACGUAUUCAAAGACGAAGAAACUCUCCGGUUGAUCCCCAAAUGCGAUCAUGUUUUUCACGCUGAGUGCAUCGAUGCUUGGCUCGAGAAUCACCUACUUUGCCCUAUCUGCCGAACCGAUCUUGCUCCCAAACCCGGUUGGUGA
Messenger RNA from Lactuca saligna, 1245 nucleotides. Lineage: Eukaryota; Viridiplantae; Streptophyta; Magnoliopsida; Asterales; Asteraceae. The record is from the annotation of a GenBank genome assembly.